Messenger RNA from Ilyonectria robusta, 601 nucleotides. RefSeq lists its product as uncharacterized. The record is from RefSeq and is a predicted model, not a curated record. The transcript has a single exon. The annotation marks the transcript as partial. NCBI's taxonomy places the organism in Eukaryota, Fungi, Ascomycota, Sordariomycetes, Hypocreales, Nectriaceae.
AUUACAGAGGAACACAUCAAUCGCGAUGUCAAUCAGGUCAAACGCAACGUCCAAUCAAGCUGCCUAGCCUGUAACAUAGGGCACUCACAUGUGGGGGGUGCCCACAUCUGGCCACACCGCGCAACAGAAUUUUCCCGUGAACAUAACCAUUUUCACAAAUCAACACUCUGCAAUAUCGCGCGAUCCAAACCCUCAAUUUUAAUUCUGGGUUUAGAUUACGAUUUUACGAUGCCGAAAUAUACAGAAUAUCAGCUUGAACAAGCUAUUGACUAAGCGAUUGCAACAGGAAAUGCAAAGAGAGCCAAAGAUUGGGAUGUUCCACGCACAACCCUCAUCGGCCGUCUCAAUGGCCGCGAGCCCAAGAAUAAGGCACAUUGGCAUACCCAAGCGCCUCUCACCGACUUAAGAAGCACACCUCGCCGACUGGGUUCUUGUCCAGCUAGCCCUAGGGGUCGCCCGGACGCAUAACCAGCUUACGGAAUUCGCUCAGCGCAUCGUCAAUAACCAAGGAGACACUGCACCGAUCAGCAAGAACUGGAUUGAUGGCUUUUUACGAAGAAACCCGGUUGUGACGACCGUAAGAGGCAAGAGCAUUGAUUCU